Pygoscelis adeliae (Adelie penguin) is the source of this 1434-nucleotide messenger RNA. Its product is annotated as protein-methionine sulfoxide oxidase mical1-like. Bases 1 to 1434 code for a protein of 477 amino acids. Lineage: Eukaryota; Metazoa; Chordata; Aves; Sphenisciformes; Spheniscidae. Gene Ontology annotation, molecular function: protein binding. The record is from RefSeq and is a predicted model, not a curated record. The transcript has 8 exons.
AUGAGCGUGCCGGCCGACGAGCCGGGCAACCCGGCCCAUGCCGUCUUCGAGAGGUUCCUGCGUGCCGGGGAGUGCCAGGAGGUGCUGGGCUGCUUCAGGGAGCUGUGCCAGCAGCUGGGGCUGCAGGGCAGUGGGCUGCAGCUCUACCAUGGCCUCAAGGCUGCCCUCAACUACUGGAGCGCCAAGGCCCUGUGGAGCAAGCUGGAUAAGAAAGCCGGGCACAAGGACUACGACCAGGGCACAGCCUGUGCCAGCACCAAGGUACUGGGGGCACGGGGCGCGGGGUUUGGGUCUUUCCUUGCCCUGCAUCCUUGUCCCCGGGUCACCACCAACUUCAUCAACCGCCACAGCCGGGCUGAGGUGGAGGUGGCCGAGAUAAGUGGCGUGGCCCGAAUCUACAACCAGAAGUUCUUCCAAAACCUCUACAACAAAACAGGCAUCGACCUGGAAAACAUCGUCUACUACAAGGACGACACUCACUAUUUCGUCAUGACGGCCAAGAAGCAGAGCCUGCUCAAGAAGGGGGUCAUCCUCCAGGACAAAGCGGACAUCGAGAGCCUCCUGUCCCCGGAGAACGUGAACCGGGAUGCCCUCCACAGCUACGCCAAAGAAGCCGCCAACUUCUCCACCAACUACUGCCUGCCCAAGCUGGAGUUUGCCCUCAAUCACCGGGACCUGCCGGACGUCGACAUGUUCGACUUCACCUGCAUGACGCGCUCGGAGAAUGCGGCGCUGGUGUGGCAGCACAGUGGGGCCCGUCUGCUCCUCGGGCUGGUGGGCGACUGCUUGGUAGAGGUGAGGUGUCCCCAUCCUGCUGGGCUGGUCCUGGACCGGGCAAGGAUGGUGGCACUGAGCCCAGCCCUGUCCCUUGCACCCAGGGAGAGUAUCUACCAGCACCUCUCGCAGACCUCCCCGGACAACCCCAACAAGAACAUCAGCCAGUACAGCAUUGACCCGGCCACGCGCUACCCCAACAUCAACCUGCAGGCCAUCAAAGCCAGCCAGGUACCCGGCCCAGUGGGCUGGGGGGGUUGUCCCCUGCCUCUUUGGGAUGGGGACACGUGUGCUGCCUCCCCAGCGGUCUCCGGAGAUGCCUACGAAGAGCUGCUGAGCUGGUGCCAGACCAGCACGGCCGGGUACCGUGGCGUGGUGGUGACCAACUUCACCACCUCCUGGACCAGCGGCUUGGCCCUCUGCGCCCUCAUCCACCACUUUCGCCCUGACCUGGUGGUGCAGGAGCUGAAGCUGGAGGAGCAGCAGUGGCAGCUCGACCAGAAGCUCCGGUGCUACAUGAACAGGGAGGAAUCCCUGAAGACACCUGAGGAUCGUGCGGCCGAGCAGGAGAUCCUGGUGCAGCUGCUGGAGGUGGUGAACAAGCGCAACGUCCUCAUCCACAUCCAGGAGGAAAAGCGGCUCAGCGAGCUGCAGGCAUGA